Aspergillus puulaauensis is the source of this 948-nucleotide messenger RNA. Its product is annotated as putative 26S proteasome-associated ubiquitin C-terminal hydrolase. Gene Ontology annotation, molecular function: cysteine-type deubiquitinase activity. The record is from RefSeq and is a predicted model, not a curated record. NCBI's taxonomy places the organism in Eukaryota, Fungi, Ascomycota, Eurotiomycetes, Eurotiales, Aspergillaceae. Gene Ontology annotation, cellular component: cytoplasm. The transcript is spliced from 3 exons. Bases 1 to 948 code for a protein of 315 amino acids. Gene Ontology annotation, biological process: ubiquitin-dependent protein catabolic process; protein deubiquitination.
AUGGCCGACGCAGCAGGUUGGAGCACAAUCGAAUCAGACGAGGGUGUUUUCACCUCUCUUGUCGAGAAUCUCGGCGUCAAGGGCGUCCAGUUUGAAGAGCUGAUCUCUCUCGAUCCCGACACGAUACGCUCACUAGGAACAGUCUACGGCGUUAUCUUCCUCUUCAAAUACCUCCGCGCCCCCGCAGCCAGCAACACCCAGACACAAGACGGCACCCCCGCAACCAACCUCCCCGAGAACUUCUUCUUCGCAAACCAAACAAUCCAAAAUGCCUGCGGCACCCAAGCCAUCCUCUCCGUCCUCCUAAACCACGACACACCCACCCCCGAAAACCACCAAACCCCAAUCUUUCUCGGCCCCGAGCUCUCCUCCUUCAAGGACUUCACAACAGGCUUCCCCUCCGACCUCCGCGGCGAAGCCCUCUCAAACUCCGAAACAAUCCGCACCGCCCACAAUGCAUUCGCCAAGGCCAGUCCCUUCGUCGACGAGACAAGCCGGCCCCAGAACGAAGACGAGGAAGGAGACGUCUACCACUUCAUCGCAUACACGCCCGUGGACGGGGAGCUGUACGAGCUUGACGGGCUGCAGCCGGCGCCGAUCUCGCAUGGGCCUUGUGAUACGGACACAUUUCCCGAGAAGGUGAUUGAGGUGCUGCAGCGACGGAUUGCGCGGUACCCCGAGACCGAGACGCGGUUUAACCUUAUGGCUGUUGUGAAGGAUUUGAGGAUCCGGGCCGGCGAGCUUGGUGAUUUUGAGGCGCUGCGCACGGAGGAGAGGAAGCGCGCCGGAUGGGCUUGGGAGAAUUCGCUGCGCAGGAGCAAUUUUGUAGGUUUUAUUGGGGAGGUUCUGAAGGGCGUUGUUGGCGGGAAGGAGGCGGAGGGGGAGGGGGCUAUUGAUGCGUGGGUCAAGAGGGCUGAGGGGGAGACAGAGAAGAGGUUGAGGCGUUAG